AUGGCUGAUUUUCAUGGAUUGCCAAUUCCAAAUCACGCUGAAUUUGAAAAUACGCAGAAUAAGUUGAUUGUUGAGGAGUUGAAUUACGAUAUCAAUAGCAACAAAAUCCUGCAUGAUGAUCUAUACAUUGGUCUAAACAAUGGACAGAGAGACAUUUACAAUUCAAUUAUUGAUUCAGUUUAUAAUGAAAGAGGAAAGCCGUUUUUUGUUUACGGGCAUGAUGGAACAGGCAAAACAUUCCUAUGGUCAACAAUAAUAGCAAAAUUGCGAUCUGAAGGUAAAAUUGUUCUCGCUGUUGCGACGUCAGGGGAAAAAUAUGAUGUGAUGCAAGCAUGUUUAUCUUCAUCUCCCCUUUGGGAACAUGUCACCGUGUUGAAGCUAACAGAAAAUAUGAGAUUAAUAAAGAAUUUCCAAAGCGAUUCAGAAUUGGAUGAGUUGAAUACUUUUGAUAGAUGGUUACUGCAAAUUGGUGAAGGAACAAGAGUAUCAAAAGAUGAAAGCUUUAUAGAAAUUCCUAAAGAUUUGAAACUUUCUCAACACAGAAAUCCAGAAGAAAGAAUUGUGAAUGUUGUUUUCCUAAAUCUAUCUGCUGAGAUAGGCAAUAUUGAUUACAUCAGAGAGAGGGCAAUAUUGACAGCCAGAAAUGAUACAACUCAUGAAUUAAACGACUACAUUAUUCAAAAAUUACAAUCAGAAUUGAAGACCUAUUAUAGUUCAGACAACACUUGUGAAGCAGCAAGGACUUCAAAUGAUGAUGACAUUCUAUAUCCAACAGAGUUCCUUAACUCUUUGAUGUGCUCUGGUAUGCCAAAACACGAAUUGCAAUUAAAAAUUGGAGUUCCAAUUUUGUUGCUACGAAAUUUGAAUCAAUCAGAUGGUCUUUGCAAUGGGACGAGAUUGAUUGUGACCGAUCUAGGGAAGUGGUGCAUACAAGCAACAAUUAAUACAGGAUCAAAUAUUGGUGAUAAUGUUGUGAUUCCUAGAAGAAAGAUGUCCAAUGCAGAUAUGAAAUGGCCUUUCAGACUGAAGAGAAGGCAAUUACCAAUUGCAGUUAGCUUUUGUAUGACUAUAAACAAAAGUCAGGGUCAAUCACUCAAAACGGUAGGAUUGUAUGUAAAACACCAAGUAUUUACCCAUGGACAAUUAUAUGUUGCCCUAUCAAGAGUAACUUCGAGAAAAGGUAUCAAGAUUUUAUUAGUCCAACAACAACAUGAACCAGAAGAAAACUUGCGGAAUAUUGUUUUCAAACAAGUGUUUCACAGGAUAGAAAAUUAG
Messenger RNA from Pistacia vera, 1275 nucleotides. RefSeq lists its product as uncharacterized. NCBI's taxonomy places the organism in Eukaryota, Viridiplantae, Streptophyta, Magnoliopsida, Sapindales, Anacardiaceae. The transcript has 2 exons. The record is from RefSeq and is a predicted model, not a curated record. Gene Ontology annotation, biological process: DNA repair; telomere maintenance. Gene Ontology annotation, molecular function: DNA helicase activity. Bases 1 to 1275 code for a protein of 424 amino acids.